This is a messenger RNA of Esox lucius (northern pike), 2355 nucleotides long. RefSeq names its product doublesex and mab-3 related transcription factor 3a (gene dmrt3a). The record is from RefSeq and is a predicted model, not a curated record. Gene Ontology annotation, molecular function: RNA polymerase II cis-regulatory region sequence-specific DNA binding; protein binding; DNA-binding transcription factor activity, RNA polymerase II-specific. Gene Ontology annotation, cellular component: nucleus. Gene Ontology annotation, biological process: male sex differentiation; regulation of transcription by RNA polymerase II. The coding region runs from base 318 to 1841 and encodes 507 amino acids. Lineage: Eukaryota; Metazoa; Chordata; Actinopteri; Esociformes; Esocidae. The transcript is spliced from 2 exons.
GUGGGUGCCAGUGAUGCGCGAGAAAGUAUUUAGUUACUCGCUUCCGUGACUGCGUGUCAGAUGGGGGCGGCUGCAUGUGUGUCUUUACCGGGAGAAGCCAGGAGAGAUAGAGGUGGAUUCUCCCAUCAUGCAGACAGAUUGACAGACUGCGUGUGACGAACAGCAACUGGACCUGAUCUCUUGACUUUAGUAUUGCCUGCCUGGGCCGCGCGCACACGCCCUUAUCAAAUGUAUUUGGGCCUCCAGCGAUUUGGGGAGGGAAAGUAUCAAGUCAGUUUGUGACUGGCAGACUGACUGGCUUACUGACGGUUUGAGAAAUGAAUGGCUACGGCUCGCCCUACCUGUACAUGGGGGGCCCGGUAACACAGCCCCGUGCGCCUCUCCAGAGGACCCCAAAGUGUGCACGGUGCAGGAAUCACGGUGUUCUAUCUUGGCUUAAAGGUCAUAAGCGGUACUGUCGAUUCAAGGACUGCACCUGUGAAAAAUGCAUCCUGAUUAUCGAAAGACAGCGGGUCAUGGCUGCGCAAGUCGCACUCCGCAGACAGCAGGCCAACGAAAGUCUGGAGAGCCUCAUCCCGGAGUCUCUGAGAGCUCUGCCCGGCAUCACGGUGCCAGGACCCGCGGAAGGAAACCAAGGCCCUCCGUCACGCACCGGAGAUAUGGAGAUUCGAUGGACCUCUGAACAGACCGUCAACACGCAGGACCUCAUUGAGGAGGCACAUGGAGAUCAGUCUGGAGGAGACAAUGGAAGCAGCAGUGAGAAGGAGCAGGACCCUAGCAGCUCUCCUGAGGUUUCCAAACCUUCCUGCUACACUCCUGAUCUCCCAGACUCCCCCAACCAGGCAGAGGAAGGCCGCUAUAGCCUCCCCCUGCCCCUCCCCAGCCUUCCUCUGCCCCAGGCACUCCCCAAGACAUGCAGCACUGAACCAGAGUCCAAGGCAGACAGCCCCCCAAAGGGUUACCCCGGGGCAGGGGACAGGGCUGUGGCAGGGGGGCUACAAGGAGACCACAGCCUUGUGAUUGAGGGCCUGUCAGGGUCCAUCUCCCUCCCCUUCAAUCUGCGAGCCAACCGACCACCCCUGGAGGUGCUGAAGAAGAUUUUUCCAUCCCACAAGCCCCCUGUGUUGGACUUGAUUCUCCGGGGAUGCGGAGGAGACCUGGUGGGGGCCAUUGAGGUGCUUCUGUCCAGUCGGUCCCAAGAGGUCAGGGGUGGUCACCACCCCCACAGCCAGGACCCCCACCCAGAGACUCUGGUCCUACCCACGAACGGCCACCUGCUGGACCCUCCUGGGCUACCCCUGGGCUCAUACCACCCACUGGCCUCCUCUGCCAAGUGGUCAGUGGGCUCCGCCUUCAGGGUGCCUGAGUCUCUGCGCUUCUCGUCAGACUCCUCAUCUGGCUCCCUGGCUAUGCACCCGGGCCCCUUCCCCCAACCGCCCCGUUACCCCCUGAUGCUGAGGAACUCUCUGACCCGCGGCGCCCAGGCCGGCCCGUUCUGCAACGACGUGACGCUGUGGAACACCAUGACACUUCAGCAGCAGUACCAGCUCAGAUCAGCCCAGUACGUUUCUCCCUUCACCUCCACCUCUGCUGGGGUCUUCCAACGCUCUCCUCUCCUCUCUUCCUCCCCCUCUCCGCUCCUCUCCUCUGCCUCCUCUCCUCUCCUCUCUUCCUCCUCUCCGCUCCUCUCCUCCUCUUCCCGCUCUCAAGAGGAGCACCGGCUGGCCCAGCUGGAGGAGGGCUGCCACCAUGGGGCCAAACAGACUCUAUUCGCUCCUGACGAGGACUACGAGGACCGCUCCGACUCGUCCGACUCACGAAUCCUCAACUCCUCCACCUAAACCAAUGAAACAAUGAACAGAUUAACCAAAAUGAAUCAUGUGAACCAAUGAACCAUCUGAACAGACAGAAGUUGUAUGAUGGCAUAUCUCUACAGCUAAAUCAACCAACCAGUGGAAGCACCAAAAAUGUAAUGUGAAUGGAUGUAGAAUAUGAAUCCAAACGGGUAUGGAGAUGGGUGAUUGUGGAACUUUAAACAUUGUUGCGCUGCCAUCUGGAAAUGUAUCUCAAUGUUAGGAUGCCACAUUAUAUAGAUACAAGUAAUUUAACUGAAUGUUAAGCUCUAACAUUAUCUUUGCACAGUGAAUGUAACUAAUUGUUAUUAUCUAUAUAAAGGUUAUGUAGCUGAAUGUUAGGCUCUAACAUUAUCUAUUUACAGGUAAUGUAGUUGAAUGUCUAACUAACAUUUUCUAUAUACAGGUAAUGUAACUGAAUUCUAUAUAUACACAGCUAUAUGUACACAGGUAAUGUAGCUGGAUGUUAUUAUCUAUAUAUACAGGUUUUGAGUGAGGAACA